Maniola jurtina (meadow brown) is the source of this 1300-nucleotide messenger RNA. Its product is annotated as all trans-polyprenyl-diphosphate synthase PDSS2-like. The record is from RefSeq and is a predicted model, not a curated record. Gene Ontology annotation, biological process: ubiquinone biosynthetic process; isoprenoid biosynthetic process. Gene Ontology annotation, molecular function: prenyltransferase activity. The coding region runs from base 78 to 1274 and encodes 398 amino acids. Gene Ontology annotation, cellular component: transferase complex; mitochondrion. NCBI's taxonomy places the organism in Eukaryota, Metazoa, Arthropoda, Insecta, Lepidoptera, Nymphalidae. The transcript is spliced from 2 exons.
UAGGCGCACGCCUUUGCCUUAAUCAGACCCGUUUGAAAUUAAAAAAAAAAAAAUUAAAAAAAAAGUUUAUAUUCAAAAUGGCGUACGUUUCCCGCGCAUUGAGACGCGCGUCGCCGUUCCUUUUUCAAAAAAGGCUGGAGUCGACGAUGGCGUCUUUGACAAAGGACGAAAUACUCAUUUUGCUUCGACCUCCUUAUACAAAUUGGAGUCAUAUCAUAAGGGAGGCUGAAAAGGUAGUCGGCUAUCCGACUUCAUUUAUGAAUUUGAGAUGUCUCUUGAGUGAUGAGUUUGCGAACUUGGCCCUUUAUUUGAGGAAAUUGGUUGGCAGUAACCAUCUAGUAAUGAAAACAGCUAAAAACGUUCUGUACGGAGACUCAAAAAACCUUCAACCCUGGGGAUUAGUAAUACUCCUCCUUUCCAAGUCGGUCAAAACACCCACAUUGAACUCCAAAGCUAUAUAUGAACAACAAAGACAAUUGGCGGAACUUACCGAAAUGAUGAGAACAGGGCAUUUAAUACACAGAGGAAUAGUUAAUGUCCCGUUUGCAAAGAGGUCUAAAAGUACCGAAUCAGAUAUAUUUGGGAACAAAAUCGCAAUUUUACUUGGAGACUAUCUUCUAGUAACAGCAAAUUCGAUGCUUGCAGGCCUUAAAAAUGCUGAUGUCCUAUACGUAGUGUCUACUGCUUUGAAGGAUUUGUCUGAAAGCGAAUUCUUUGGUGAGCGAGACGAGCAAAACAUGCCUAUACCAGGCAAGCCUAAAGUCGUCAACGAUGAUAAUAUUACGUUUGAAACUAACUGUAUAGAAGCAAAUGAUGUAUUGGGUAAAUCUAGAAAGGAAUGGACAGCACGAACUGUCUUCAAUGGUGUAAGUUUGCUUGGACGAGGUUGUCAAGCGUCUAUGCUGUUAGGAAAACAGAACAGAGAAACGCAAAACUUUGCUUACCAAUUCGGAUGUCAUGUAGGCUUAGCUUGGCAAGCUGCGGCGGAACUCCAAAAACUGACAGACAAUAAAGGUCAAUUUUGCCUAACAAGCGCUCCAGUUCUGUACGCAUUAGAAGGAAACCCAGACCUUUACAAAAUUAUAGAGCAAGCGAGAAACGACGUUAAAGACGUGGAUUAUGAGGAUCUUAAGUUUAAUAUACUGAAAACGGAUGCGGUUGAUAAAACUAAGAUGUUAUACGAGGAUCAUGCGAAGAAAGCGAUGGCUUAUAUCGAUAAUAUUGGACAGAAUGAAUCUGUUGAUAUGAUUAAGAAGUUGAUUAAUACGUUUUAAUUAAUAAUAAUAAAAUAUGUGUAUCU